ACCUUCCUGAGAUCAGUGUGAGCCAUGUGAACCUGACGGUGCGGGAAGGGGAGAACGCUGUCAUCACCUGUAACGGCUCAGGCUCACCACUGCCUGAUGUCGACUGGACAGUGGCUGAGCUCCACUCCAUCAACACCCACCAGACCAACCUCAACUGGACCAAUGUUCAUGCCAUAAAUUUGACCUUGGUAAAUGUCACCAGCGAGGACAAUGGAUUCCUGCUUACCUGCAUUGCUGAGAACGUGGUGGGGAUGAGCAAUGCCAGUGUGCUGCUCACUGUCUACUAUCCCCCUCGCAUCCUUACUCUGGAGGAGCCGGUGCUACACCUGGAGCACUGCAUUGCAUUUGCAGUGCAUGGGAACCCAGCUCCCACCCUUCACUGGCUGCACAACGGCCAGGUCCUCCGGGAGACAGAGAUCAUCCACAUGGAGUUUUACCAACAAGGGGAGGUGUCUGAGGGUUGCCUGCUGUUCAACAAACCCACUCACUACAACAAUGGCAACUACACGAUUGUGGCCACCAACCAGCUGGGCUCAGCCAACCAAACUAUCAAAGGACACUUCCUUGAAAAGCCCUUUCCAGAGAGUACGGACAACUUUGUCUCAAUUGGUGAUUAUGAAGUGAGUCCCACCCCACCAAUCACUGUGACCCAUAAACCAGAGGAGGACACUUUUGGGGUUUCCAUAGCAGUUGGUCUGGCAGCUUUUGCUUGUGUCCUCUUGGUCGUCCUCUUUAUUAUGAUCAACAAGUAUGGCCGGCGGUCCAAGUUUGGGAUGAAAGGUCCAGUGGCAGUGAUCAGCGGAGAGGAGGAUUCAGCCAGUCCUCUCCACCACAUCAAUCAUGGCAUCACGACGCCCUCGUCCCUGGAUGCUGGCCCAGACACAGUGGUGAUCGGCAUGACCCGCAUUCCUGUCAUCGAGAACCCCCAGUACUUCCGACAAGGUCACAACUGCCACAAGCCAGACACAUAUGUCCAGCAUAUUAAGAGAAGAGACAUCGUUUUGAAGAGGGAGCUGGGAGAAGGUGCCUUUGGGAAGGUGUUCUUGGCCGAGUGUUACAACCUCAGCCCCACCAAUGACAAAAUGCUGGUGGCAGUGAAGGCACUGAAAGAUCCCACCUUGGCAGCCCGCAAGGACUUUCAGAGGGAGGCAGAGUUGCUCACCAACCUACAGCACGAGCACAUCGUUAAGUUCUACGGCGUGUGUGGUGAUGGGGACCCACUCAUCAUGGUCUUUGAGUACAUGAAGCAUGGUGACCUGAACAAGUUCCUGAGGGCACAUGGCCCAGAUGCUAUGAUUCUCGUGGAUGGGCAGCCUCGUCAAGCCAAAGGGGAGCUAGGGCUAUCCCAGAUGCUCCACAUCGCUAGCCAAAUCGCCUCUGGAAUGGUGUACCUUGCCUCCCAGCACUUUGUCCAUAGAGACCUGGCCACCAGGAACUGCUUGGUUGGAGCCAACUUGCUGGUGAAGAUUGGAGACUUUGGGAUGUCAAGAGAUGUCUACAGCACUGAUUACUACAGGGAAGGGCCGCGUCCGAGGGGCCAGUUCAGCGCAGCGUGGCAGCGACAGAGACUGGUACCACCGGCAGCUGCAACAGUUGGAGGACACACCAUGCUGCCUAUUCGCUGGAUGCCUCCGGAGAGCAUCAUGUACAGGAAGUUCACAACAGAGAGUGACGUCUGGAGCUUUGGGGUGAUCCUCUGGGAGAUCUUCACGUAUGGGAAACAGCCCUGGUUCCAGCUCUCAAACACAGAGGUCAUUGAGUGCAUUACCCAAGGCCGAGUUUUGGAAAGGCCUCGAGUCUGCCCCAAGGAGGUUUACGACAUCAUGUUGGGCUGUUGGCAGAGAGAACCUCAGCAACGGCUCAACAUCAAGGAGAUCUACAAGAUCCUUCAUGCUCUGGGCAAGGCCACACCAAUCUACCUGGACAUCCUUGGCUAGCAGUGGCCACUUGUUGGAAGUCCCUUCUCCUUUAUUCCGUCCUUCCUCCCCUCUCCCCCUCCCAAGUCCUUUGCCCCUCAGCUCCCAAGCAAACAUCUUCAUAUAAACUCAAGUGCCUGCUACACAUACAACACUGAAAAAAAAAAAAAAGCAAAACAAAACGCAAACCAACAAAAAUCCCACAGAACAACAACCUGUAAGGCAGUUUGGCUUAUAUAUAUUUAUAGAUAUCUCUCUAUAUAUAACUUCCACACCAAUACAAAAAGAAGCUGCUGUUACAGAAAAUUGUAAGACUUUAAAAAUAAGAAAAAAAGAAACAAACAAAAAAAGGGAGAAAAAGUACUUAAAAAGGUAUAUAUAAUU
Messenger RNA from Acanthisitta chloris (rifleman), 2300 nucleotides. RefSeq names its product neurotrophic tyrosine kinase, receptor, type 3 (gene NTRK3). The record is from RefSeq and is a predicted model, not a curated record. Gene Ontology annotation, cellular component: plasma membrane; axon; signaling receptor complex. The transcript has 13 exons. Gene Ontology annotation, biological process: positive regulation of kinase activity; multicellular organism development; cell surface receptor protein tyrosine kinase signaling pathway. The annotation marks the transcript as partial. NCBI's taxonomy places the organism in Eukaryota, Metazoa, Chordata, Aves, Passeriformes, Acanthisittidae. Gene Ontology annotation, molecular function: transmembrane receptor protein tyrosine kinase activity; ATP binding; neurotrophin binding.